AUGGCAGACCCGGGCGGGUAUGACGAUUCCUUCGACGAUCCCUUUCAGCCGAGCGUUGCGCGGCAGGACGCGUCGCCUGUACCGCCGCGCCCGCAAGGUGGUAUCGCGGCAAGGGCGAUGGCAGCCAGGCAGGCCCCGGAUUAUCUGGCCGGACUGAAUCCGGAACAGGCACUUGCCGUUGAAACGACGGAAGGACCGGUUCUUGUGCUGGCCGGUGCGGGAACCGGUAAAACCCGCGUCCUGACAACCCGGAUCGCACAUAUCCUGGCAACCGGCCGUGCCCGUCCGUCCGAGAUUCUCGCCGUGACCUUCACCAACAAGGCCGCGCGUGAGAUGAAGGAACGUAUCGCGGGCUUUGUCGGCGGAAACGUUGAAGGCAUGGCGUGGCUGGGAACCUUCCACUCGAUCUGCGUGAAGAUCCUUCGCAGGCAUGCGGAACUUGUCGGACUGAAAUCCAGUUUUUCCAUCCUCGACACGGACGACCAGAUCCGCCUGAUCAAACAGAUUAUCCAGGCGGAAGGUCUCGACGACAAGCGCUGGACCGCCAAGGCCUUUGCCGGAAUCCUGGACGGCUGGAAAAACCGGGCGCUGACACCGGACCAGGUUCCGGAAGGUGAAGCGCGCGCAUUCGCCAAUGGCAAGGGGCGCAGGCUUUACGAGGAAUACCAGGAACGCCUGUCGAUCCUCAAUGCCGCCGAUUUCGGUGACCUGCUGCUGCACGUGAUCACGCUUUUCAAGACCCAGCCCGAUAUUCUCAAGGACUACCAGCGCCGCUUCCGCUACAUGCUGGUGGAUGAAUAUCAGGACACAAACAUUGCCCAGUAUCUGUGGCUGCGCCUUCUGGCCCAGGGCAACCCGAAUGUCUGCUGUGUUGGCGAUGACGACCAGUCGAUCUACGGCUGGCGCGGUGCCGAGGUCGACAACAUCCUGCGCUUCGAGCACGAUUUCAAGGGUGCAACGGUGGUCAGGCUGGAGCGGAAUUAUCGAUCGACCAGCCAUAUUCUGGCAUCAGCGUCACAUCUGAUUUCCUUCAACGAGGGCCGUCUCGGCAAAACGCUUUUCACCGAAUUUGAGGAACCGGACCACGAUUUGGUCUCGGUCGCGUCGGUCUGGGAUUCCGAAGAGGAAGCGAGGACCAUCGGCGACGAGAUCGAAGCACUUCAAGCCAAGGGCCAUUCUCUCAACGGCAUGGCAGUCCUUGUGCGGGCUUCGUUCCAGAUGCGUGAAUUCGAGGAACGGUUCGUCACGCUUGGCCUCAAUUACCGGGUGAUCGGUGGUCCACGAUUUUAUGAGCGCAUGGAGAUUCGCGAUGCGCUUGCCUAUUUCCGCUGUGUUGCGCAGCCCGCAGACGAUCUUGCCUUCGAGAGGAUCGUCAACACACCGAAGCGUGGUCUCGGCGAUGCGACCCUGAAACUGGUGCACGGCCUGGCACGAGCGGAGCGGAUCCCGCUGACCCAGGCAGCGCAGCAACUCAUCGACACCGAGGAAUUGAAGCCCAAACCGCGGAAUUCUCUCAAGACCGUGCUCGACAAUUUCGAGCGCUGGCGGCGGCAGCUGGAGCAGCUCAAACACACCGAACUGGCCGAGAUCAUCCUGGAUGAGAGCGGCUAUACGGAAAUGUGGCGACUGGACAGGUCGGCCGAGGCUCCGGGACGUCUCGACAAUCUGAAGGAACUGAUCCGCUCAAUGGAAGAAUUUGAGUCCAUGGCGGGUUUCCUUGAACAUAUCUCGCUGGUGAUGGACCGGGACAGUGCGGACACCAGCGAUGCCGUCUCGAUCAUGACGCUGCAUUCCGCCAAGGGUCUGGAAUUCGAUACGGUUUUUCUGCCGGGGUGGGAAGAGGGGCUCUUUCCUCACCAAAGGUCGCUCGAUGAAAGUGGCCGGGCAGGCCUCGAAGAAGAGCGCCGACUUGCCUAUGUCGGCAUCACGCGGGCCAAACGGCGCGCCAAGCUCUAUUUCGCCUCCAACAGAAGAAUUCACGGGCUGUGGCAGUCCACGGUUCCUUCGAGGUUUCUUGACGAAUUGCCGGCGGACCAUGUCGAGAUCGCGGAACCGUCGUCCAAUUACGGCGGAUAUGCCGGUGGCGGAUACGGUCCCUCGCGGUUCGAUACCAAUGACCCGUUCGAACGUGGCAGCUACUCGACGCCCGGCUGGCAGCGCGCGCAACGGGCCAAAAAGUCGAACGACGGUUUUUCGGAAGGCGGACGCGGGUAUCAGUCUGCGCGCAUGAAACGCCAGGGCCCGUUGACCAUCGAGGGCGAACUGGUUGCAAAGUCAGUCAGCGAAACACCUUCGGCCUAUUCACUCGGAGAAAGGGUGUUCCACAUCAAGUUCGGGUAUGGCGCCAUCACGGCCAUAGAGGGAAACAAGCUGACGGUCGAUUUCGAAAAGGCCGGGGUGAAGAAAGUCAUCGACAGUUUCGUCGAACGCCACUAG
This is a messenger RNA of Effrenium voratum, 2436 nucleotides long. The record is from the annotation of a GenBank genome assembly. NCBI's taxonomy places the organism in Eukaryota, Dinophyceae, Suessiales, Symbiodiniaceae.